GAGGCAGCACGAGCGCGUCUUAAAGGAUCACGUGAUCAACCGGAGGGGACUGAAGGGAAGGAGCCGUUGUUACCGGUUAUCAGCUGUCUCUCUUGCCCUGACGAUCCCGGAGAAGCAGGACAAAUGUGCACCAGCGUCCAGCCUGUUGAAUGGACCGCCGACCUCAAGAACCAGAACUUUGAUGGCAUCGUGUUGGUGACCAGGAGCCAUGACACGCUGUCCUCCGAGCUGGCGUGUCUGAAGGCACCGCUGCAGGACUACAGCUCUGUGGACAGCGGCCUCGGGGAGGAGGUGGUGGUCCUGAAGGUCCCCGGUCUCCCUGGUAACCGCCUGGUGUUUGCCUCCACCGGCCCGCUGAACCGCGACUACGACGACGUCAGGCGCUUCAACGAUGCGGCGGUCAACGGUAUCAAACGGGCCUUGAAGGCAGGAAUGCAGCGCCCCCUGCUGGUCUGCCCUCCACACAAGGACUACAAGAACAGCACCGUGGUGGCUGCACUCGGGGCCCUCCAUGCUCUCUACAUGCCCCUGGAAGUGAGGGAGGGGAACGUGAAACUCACCCACUACAAGGUGUGCGUUCUGGGUCUGUGGGCGGCGCAGGAGGCUCAGGGACGGAGGCUGGUGGAGCUCGCCGAGGCCCUGGAGAGUGGGAGACUGGCAUGCAGAGACAUCGGCGGCUCUGACCCCGAACGCAUGGCUGCUCCUCGUGUGGCCGACUACGUCCAGGAGCUCUUCAAGAACAGCCCCGUGAAGGUGGAAGUGGUGAGCGACGUGAAGGUUCUGGAGAAGGCGUAUCCCUGUCUGGCUGCCGUCAACCGCUGUGCCGACUGCGUUCCCCGUCACCAGGCCCGAGUUAUCAAGCUGCAGUACUGUGGAGAGGGACCGGUCCAAAAGACGCUCAUGUUGGUGGGAAAGGGAAUCACCUACGACACUGGCGGAGCCGACAUCAAGGCUGGAGGUUUCAUGGCUGGGAUGCACAGGGACAAGUGUGGAGCUGCUGCUGUGGCCGGCUUCUUCCAGAUUUUAGCCAAACUGAAGCCAAAACAUCUGAAGGUUGUCGGCUCCAUGGCCAUGGUGAGGAACAGCGUUGGUGCAGACUGCUACGUGGCCGAUGAACUGGUGGUUUCCCGUGCGGGCCGUAGAGUGAGAGUGGGAAACACCGAUGCCGAGGGACGCAUGGUGAUGGUCGACCUGCUUUGCGAGAUGAAGGAGAAGGCGGUACGCGAGACGUCUCCUGAGCUGUUUACUAUUGCUACUCUGACCGGUCACGCCAUCAGAGCCAUGGGACCCAACUACUCUAUCAUCAUGGACAACGGACCGGCCCAUCGCAACGGGAACGCUGCUCAGUGGCAGAAAGCUGGAGAGAAGUUGGGUGACGUGUUCGAGGUGUCCAGUAUCAGACGAGAGGACUACGACUUCCACAAAGGACAGUCUGAGUACGAGGACAUUCUGCAGAGCAACAACCUGCCGUCCUCCGCGACACCUCGAGGACAUCAGGCCCCUGCAGCUUUCCUCAUUAUGGCCGCGGGGCUCGACAAGCAUGGUGUGGAUUCUAACGCACCUCUGCCGUACUCCCACAUUGACAUCGCUGGGUCCAGUGGGCCUUUCCCUGGUGUCCCAACAGGAGCCCCCAUCCUCGCCAUGGCAACCAACUACAUCCUGUCCGAUAGUCUCUAAACGGAUACCCCCGUAUAUUAAAAAAAACGAAGCCUCUGCAAUCAAUGCCAAUUAAAAUUUGGAACUGUCUAAAUACCAAUGAAAUCCCUGCCACAACACAUAAUGGAACAAUGUGUACGUCUGACAUUCCUUAAUAUCUCAGAUUGCUUUUCUGCAACGAUGUCCUCUGCGCUCUUUUCUAAGAUCUUGUGACACUCGUCCUGCCUGC
Molecule: messenger RNA, 1885 nt
Organism: Cyclopterus lumpus (lumpfish)
Lineage: Eukaryota; Metazoa; Chordata; Actinopteri; Perciformes; Cyclopteridae
Exons: 16
Coding region: 124-1677 (517 amino acids)
Biological process (GO): proteolysis
Cellular component (GO): cytoplasm
Molecular function (GO): manganese ion binding; metalloaminopeptidase activity
Source: RefSeq, a predicted model, not a curated record